This is a messenger RNA of Uncinocarpus reesii 1704, 2361 nucleotides long. RefSeq lists its product as uncharacterized. NCBI's taxonomy places the organism in Eukaryota, Fungi, Ascomycota, Eurotiomycetes, Onygenales, Onygenaceae. Bases 1 to 2361 code for a protein of 786 amino acids. The transcript has a single exon. The record is from RefSeq and is a predicted model, not a curated record.
AUGGCGGAGCUUUCGUUAGGCGAUGAGCGUAUCAUCAAGGAGUACCAAUUAACUGACUCACUUGACCGGGCAUGCAAUUUACUUCAGGAAGCCGAGAAUUCACACGCCAUGUCCUACAACGGUGCUGGUCAAAUCUCUCGGAUGGCAUUAUCAAAGCUUUUGCCCGCUUUGAUGGGUGAAAUGGCAGCUGUCAAACUUUGUUCCCCAAUAAGUAGCCGGAAUGUCGCAUCUGAGCUCUCAAGAUUAUUCGUACUCGUUCAGGAAGGAGACUUCAGUUACGAACACUACCAACCACUUGUCCAACUUGUCAUCCAGAAAGCCCCCGACACAGACAUUUGGAGAGCCGUCUUUGACCUCAUCGCCACCAUCACACGGGCUGAAAGGGCCACGCCGACACCCAGACCAUCACUUCUGACUCCCCAGACCCCACGCUCGCACAACACCAGCAGCCUCGCCAACUCAUCGGAGCUCAGAACGAAUAUCGAUAGUGUGCUAAAGGAGGAACUGCGGGGGGAACUCCAUGCAGACAUUCCCAGCUUUUAUGAAAAGUUUUUCGAUGAUAUCGAGAGCCUCAGCGACACCGCGACCGCCGUGUUCGAGAACUGCAAAACUGGCGACAGCCCCCUUUACAGCGAUGAGAGCGGAUGGACAGACUGGCCCGAUAGUACAAACGAGAGGCCUGUAUUGGACUGGCUAACCAACACCAUUGAUCAAUUUGUGCGGUUUGCGGAACGUCAUGAUCCUGCUCGAACCCUCGCCCGCAGACCUCUGGCCCAGCCAGCUCAGCCGAUCAAUGGAUCCAUCGGGAAGCGGAAACUCGACGUAGGCUUUGUGGAAGAUCUGGACAGCACACCGGGCAAGCGGUACGAGUGGUCAGAGAUCCUGGUGCCGGGGGAGCUGAAGAAUGACCGAACCUACGAUGUGCCGUCAGGGGCGAGGCUCGAUCUGGCCAGGUACGCGCGGGAGGUACUGUCCGCGCAGGACGGCCGGCGGUUCAUGCUUGGGUUCACACUGUGCGGGCCGCUCCUUCGCGUCUGGGAAUUCGACCGUUGCGGUGGAAUUGGCUCAGAGGCAAUCGACAUCAAUCAAGACGGCCUGCAGUUCGUCACUGUGAUCCUUGGGUUCCUGCUCAUGGACCGACUGCAGCUGGGCUUCGACCCCACAGUUAUCAAGGUGGACGGCCGACCCUGCAUCGAGAUCGAGCGGGAGGGCAAGAAGGAGCGCCUGGUCAUCGACGCAGUGAUCCUGCGGGGGCGCUGUAUCGCCGGCCGAGCCACCACCUGCUGGAAGACCCAUAGCGAGGCGGACGAGUCGCGGAGGCCCCUGGUGGUCAAGGACUCGUGGCAGUACCCGGAGCGCGACGAGGAAGGGGAGUUACUGCGCGAAGCUGCUGAGAGCGGGGUGAUCAAUGUCGCCCGGUAUUAUCACCACGAAACGGUCCAGGUGGAUGGUAGAGAUGACGACGUCCAGGCGAUCCGAAAGGGGCUAGGGAUUCCGGCGGCGAGGCCCGAGCAGGGUGACCUUCAGGCGGCCCUGAGGCGGAGUGCAUCCGGUCGAGGCCGCGCUAGCCGAAGCAUCGCCAUCGGGCGGAAGCGCUCAUCUGACUGCAACAUCAAUUUCCCGCCUCCAAACAGCAAGCGUACGAAGUCCAGCUCUCCGACGAAGCACCCCGCGAAUGAUAAACCUCCUAAUCGAGUGCACCGUCGCGUCAUUGUUCGAGAUUACGGGAAGCCUAUCUACGAAAGCAGCUCAAGAGUGGCUCUACUUGUCGGAAUGGAAGGCUGCAUUCUAGGGUAUGAAUCCCUGUACAACAAGGCUGGGUUGAUCCAAAGUGAUAUCUCGCUGCGAAAUCUUCUGGUCAAUGAAGAUGAUGACAACCUUUCAUGCCGGUCCUUCUUGAUAGACCUUGACCUUGCCAUCCAGACACAACGCGACGGGUUCUCGGGAGCGCGAGGCAAAACCGGCACCAGAGCAUUCAUGGCGAUUGGUGUUUUGUAUGGUGAAAAGCACUCCUUCAUGCAUGAUCUUGAGUCCUUCUUCUGGGUGCUUUUCUGGAUCUGCAUCCACUACAAAGGCCCAGGGAAUGGAAGGACUGUAGAACGUUUUGAAGAAUGGAAUUAUGUGAAUACAGAAAAGCUGGCGGACGAGAAAAAGGGGGUGAUCAGUGAUGAGAUUGAUUUCCUUAGGAUUGUAGAUGAUCACUUCACUCCAUAUUACCGACCACUGGUCCCCUGGGUCAACAGGCUACGACGAAUUGUCUUUCCAAACGGCGGACGGUGGAAAGAAUCAAAUUCAAAACUGGGUUUGAAAAUGAGGAAAAUACUUCAAGAUGCACAACACGACCCAAAGGUCAUAGAGUAG